AUGACUCUACAUUCUGCAGAGAAACUGCGGCUCUCGCUCUGCGUGGGGUGCGGUGGUCAGAUCCACGACCAGUACAUCCUGAGGGUCGCGCCCGACCUCGAGUGGCACGCCGCCUGCCUCAAGUGCCAGGAGUGCAGGCAGUUCCUGGACGAGUCCUGCACCUGCUUCGUCAGGGACGGGAAGACCUAUUGCAAGCGGGACUACACCAGGUUAUUCGGGACAAAAUGCGACAAGUGCGGAGCGUCCUUCAGCAAGAACGACUUCGUGAUGCGCGCGAAGACCAAGAUAUACCACAUCGACUGCUUUAGGUGCUGCGCUUGCGCGAGGCAGCUGAUACCUGGAGACGAGUUCGCGUUAAGAGAAGGCGGCGCGUUAUACUGCAGAGAGGAUCACGACGUAUUAGAAAAGAGUGCGAACACUAGCGGCGGGAGUAGCACCAACCCCGAGAGCAAUAACAACACCACCCUCAGCAACAACAACUCUCACCACCCCCACGAGCUUGGAUCUAUGUCCGACUCCGGUAGCGAAUCAGGAUCCCACAAAAGCGGCCGGGCUCGAACCACGACCGCCGCGGACGGCAAGCCCACCAGGGUGCGCACUGUGCUCAACGAGAAGCAACUGCACACGCUGAGGACUUGCUACGCGGCCAACCCCCGGCCCGAUGCUCUCAUGAAGGAGCAACUGGUCGAGAUGACCGGCCUCAGCCCCCGCGUGAUCAGGGUUUGGUUCCAAAACAAACGGUGCAAGGACAAGAAGAAGACCUUGCAGCUCAAAAUGCAAAUGCAGCAGGAGAAGGUGGAGGGGCGGCGGCUGGGCUACAUGUCGAUGGGCGUGCCGCUGGUGGCCGGCUCGCCGGUGCGGCACGAGGCGGGCCCGCUGCCGCUGGAGGUGACCGCCUACCAGCCGCCCUGGAAGGCGCUCUCCGACUUCGCGCUGCACGCAGACCUGGACCGCGCGCCGCACCACAGCGCCGCCUUCCAGCACCUCGUCAGCCAGAUGCACGGCUACGACGUGCCCUCCCUGCCGCCCCCGCGCCCCGCGCAGGGCGGCGAGGACAACUACGUCACGUACCUGGAGAGCGACGACAGCCUGCCCCCCUCGCCC
This is a messenger RNA of Iphiclides podalirius (scarce swallowtail), 1104 nucleotides long. The record is from the annotation of a GenBank genome assembly. Lineage: Eukaryota; Metazoa; Arthropoda; Insecta; Lepidoptera; Papilionidae.